This is a messenger RNA of Penicillium arizonense, 261 nucleotides long. RefSeq lists its product as uncharacterized. The transcript is spliced from 2 exons. Gene Ontology annotation, biological process: response to endoplasmic reticulum stress; protein folding. The record is from RefSeq and is a predicted model, not a curated record. NCBI's taxonomy places the organism in Eukaryota, Fungi, Ascomycota, Eurotiomycetes, Eurotiales, Aspergillaceae. Gene Ontology annotation, cellular component: endoplasmic reticulum. Bases 1 to 261 code for a protein of 86 amino acids. Gene Ontology annotation, molecular function: protein disulfide isomerase activity.
AUGUUGGCCCCUAAGUUUGAGGCUGCGGCUGCGGAGCUGAAAAAUGACAAGAUUCCCCUGGUCAAGGUGGACUGCACACGGGAGGGAAGACUAUGUGACGACUUUGACAUUCGUGCAUAUCCUACUUUGAAGGUAUUCCGUGGCCUCGAGUCUCAUGAACCAUACGAUGGCAGUCAGCAAACAGAAUCGAUUAUCUCUUAUAUGAUUGACGAGUCGAUUUCAACUGGGGCCGGGGCGUUGUAUUAUCAAUCCUAUGAUUAA